This is a messenger RNA of Rhinocladiella mackenziei CBS 650.93, 891 nucleotides long. RefSeq lists its product as uncharacterized. The record is from RefSeq and is a predicted model, not a curated record. Gene Ontology annotation, molecular function: oxidoreductase activity, acting on the CH-OH group of donors, NAD or NADP as acceptor. Bases 1 to 891 code for a protein of 296 amino acids. The transcript has 2 exons. Lineage: Eukaryota; Fungi; Ascomycota; Eurotiomycetes; Chaetothyriales; Herpotrichiellaceae.
AUGGAAGCAAUUUACAUUGGUGUAGGAUCCACAUUUACGAAGAUCGUACACAAUGACACGUACCCGUUCAUUGAUUCAGCGACACGAUCCAACCAUACCGGACGCGCCAUCUUCAUUAGUGGAGGUAAUCGUGGAAUCGGAAAGGGAAUUGCUAUGUCCUUCGCACGAGCAGGUGCAUCAUUCAUCGGCUUAGGGUGCAACGACGGUUUCGGGAAUGUAAAGGCUGAACUCGAACGGGCAGCAGAAAACGCCGGAAGAUCCACUCCACAGGUUCUGUGCCUUCAGCUUGACAUAACUCAAAGCACGUCUGUUGCUCAAGCAGCUUCUGAGUUACGGAAACAUACCUCGAGACUGGACAUUUUGGUGAAUAACGCAGGAUUCAUGACACCAGCUUUACCCGUCGUGGAGGCCGAGGAGAACCUAUGGUGGACGACGUUUGAGGUCAAUCUAAAGGGCAUCUUCCUUAUGUGCAAAUAUUUCACCGAAUUUCUAACUAAAACCGCGGACGGCCUGAAAACGAUAGUGAAUAUCAACUCCGCUGCGGCUCUCAACCUUCGUCCGAACGCCAGUGCAUACGGAACUUCCAAAUUGGCACAACUAAAGUUCACUGAAUUUCUGCUCGUAGAGCAAGCACGGCAGGGUCUGAUUGCUUUCUCUGUACACCCCGGUGGAAUCAUGACUCAAUUAGCGGAAGCCAUGCCCAAGGAAACGCACGCUGGUUUCACUGAUACUCCGGAAUUAGCUGGUGACACCAUUGCCUUCCUAACUCAAAAGAGACGACAAUGGCUUACUGGAAGGUAUAUAAGCUGUACGUGGGAUAUGGAGGAACUUCUGGGCAGAGAAGAUGAGAUUCAGCAGGGUGAUAAAUUGAAAGUUAGGCUCAACUUGUAA